Messenger RNA from Diabrotica virgifera virgifera (western corn rootworm), 4221 nucleotides. It is a transcript of the gene for, whose product is annotated as cGMP-dependent protein kinase, isozyme 2 forms cD4/T1/T3A/T3B. Gene Ontology annotation, biological process: protein phosphorylation. The coding region runs from base 880 to 3078 and encodes 732 amino acids. Gene Ontology annotation, molecular function: cGMP-dependent protein kinase activity; ATP binding. The record is from RefSeq and is a predicted model, not a curated record. Lineage: Eukaryota; Metazoa; Arthropoda; Insecta; Coleoptera; Chrysomelidae. The transcript is spliced from 12 exons.
ACGGUGCUUGGAACGACGACCGGCAGUUGUCAGUUGUUGUUGUGCUCAUCUUCUAAACAACAAAAACAUGUCUAACGUUUUCUAACAUUACUCUGAAUGGAACAAUGUGAAAGUUUUCUAUGAAUUGUUGUUAGUUUUUAGUUUGUAGUUAGUUUUAUAGUUAAGGAAAAUUUUAUAGUUAAAGUGACAGUUCGUCCACGUGGGUUCGCGUUUAAAAUAGUUUGUUUAUGGUCUGUUUUUAUUUCGCUAUACAAAACACGUGUUUUCUGUUAGUUAUUUUAAUUGAAGACUUCCUUGAUUAGUUCUUUUUUGUGUGUCGUCUUCAGAUAAGGAUUAUUAUAUAGAGGUGACUUUAUUUUAUGGUCGAAAAAGUACUACAAUGGCUAUGAAUACGAUCUGCUCCCUUACCCCUCACCGCUCUCAUCAAAGCAAUCUACGAUAAACUCAAGUGCUUGCCUACUAAAAAAAUCACAAUCAGAAACUCGAUAUAAUUUAGUUAGUUACAUUAUUGUUGUGAAGCUAAUUACCUUCGAUUUGUGUAGUGUUUUCAGAAAAUAUUGUUUGGUGUAAUAAAUCGGGUGUAGUGCGAGUAACUAUUUCGGUAUUUCGGUAACUUUUUCGGUAUCUUCGGUAUAUUAUAUUCAAAAUAUUCAAAUUUUGCAUAGUUCCAUUAUUUUGUUGUGGAUUCUGGUUUUGCAUGCUACAAAGGUUUAAAUAGUUAUUUUGCCGACGUGGUUGCUCUAAGGAUUUGAAAAGUCGAUAAUAAUUACUCUCGCUAAUCUUCCUGUAUCGAAGCGCCGACCCAGGAGCACGUUUUUGGCAAGAUUCCAGGAGUGGUUCGAGGGGGAAAUCGCGAACCAAGUCACUUGAGGCCGAUAUAUGCGCGUCUGUUUCGGUUCUCUCUGCUUCUCGUCCCGGCUGAACAAUUCCGCCGUUGACGAGGAAGCCGCGCAUCACACGGUGACAAGUAACGGAGGCAGUCACGUGAUUAGCAAGAUGGCAACGAUUGGAGAAUUACAGGCGCUACUUGUCCAGAAGGACGAAAGAAUUGAAGAGUUGACACGUCAAAUUCAGAGUUUUGAUCGCGAAGUGAUGCGGGAACAACGGCUGCGGGAUCUGCAGCAGCAGCUGCAGAUACGCGAAAUCGAAAUAUCGGAUUUACGGUCGCAGUUGGACAAAUUUCAGAGUGUUAUUCGUGUUCAAAAUCCGACGAGUCCUAAAGGUAUGAGACCACGUAAACAAAGGGCGGGUAUUUCGGCGGAACCGCAGAGUGAGGCGUCCAUAUUGGAGUUAAGCAAGCAGACCUUUACUGUGCAUCCUAAAGAUGAAAGUUCUCGGGAACUUAUCAAGUCGGCAAUUUUGGAUAAUGAUUUUAUGAAGAAUUUGGAGAUAACUCAAAUCAGAGAGAUAGUGGACUGUAUGUACCCAGAAGAAUAUAAGGCUAAUGAUAUCAUUAUUCAGGAGGGAGACGUCGGUAGCAUAGUGUAUGUUUUAGAAGAGGGCAAAGUAGAAAUUUCAAGAGAAAACAAAAUAUUGCAUCAUUUGGACCCUGGUAAAGUGCUUGGAGAAUUGGCCAUUUUGUACAAUUGCCAGAGGACCGCUACUAUUAAAGCUCAUACGGACUGUAAAUUAUGGGCAAUAGAACGACAAUGCUUCCAGACCAUUAUGAUGAGAACUGGUCUUAUCCGACAAGCAGAAUAUACCGAUUUCUUAAAGAGCGUACCAAUCUUCAAAACACUUCCAGAAGACACUCUUAUCAAGAUUUCCGAUGUUUUGGAAGAAACUAUAUACGCCAAUGGAGACUAUAUUAUCAGACAAGGAGCCCGGGGUGAUACGUUCUUCAUUAUAAGUAAAGGAAAAGUUAAGGUUACCAGAAAAAUGCCAAAUUCUAACACUGAGGAAUUUAUAAGGACACUCGGUAAAGGAGAUUUCUUCGGGGAGAAGGCUUUGCAAGGGGAUGAUUUAAGAACUGCCAAUGUGAUAGUGGAUGAUCCAGAGGGCGUCACCACCCUGGUAAUAGAUAGAGAAACAUUUAACCAACUGAUAUCAAAUCUAGAUGAGAUUAGAACUAAAUAUAAGGAUGAAAAUAUAGAAAGAAGAAGAGUAAACCAAGAAUUCGAAGGCGUCAAAUUAUCCGACUUAGUAAUUCUUACAACUCUCGGAGUUGGUGGUUUCGGCAGAGUAGAACUUGUUCAAAUCAGAGGCCGCUCAAACAAAUCCUAUGCACUUAAACAAAUGAAGAAAGCACAAAUCGUGGAAACUCGGCAACAGCAACAUAUCAUGUCAGAGAAAGAGAUCAUGGGAGAAGCAAAUUGUGAUUUUAUUGUUAAAUUGUUUAGAACUUUUAAAGACGCUAAAUAUUUGUACAUGUUAAUGGAAAGCUGUUUGGGAGGAGAACUUUGGACUGUCCUAAGGGAUAAAGGCCAUUUUGAUGACGCGACAACAAAAUUCUGCACUGCUUGUGUCGUGGAAGCAUUUGACUACUUACACUCCCGGAACAUCAUCUACAGGGAUCUGAAACCUGAAAAUCUUCUCCUUGAUAAUAGCGGAUAUGUGAAAUUAGUCGACUUUGGAUUUGCGAAAAAAUUGCAAACCGGGAGAAAAACUUGGACCUUCUGCGGAACCCCCGAAUAUGUAGCUCCCGAAGUUAUCUUGAACAAAGGUCAUGAUAUCAGCGCAGAUUAUUGGUCAUUGGGAGUUUUAAUGUUCGAAUUACUCACAGGCACACCUCCCUUUACUGGUUCGGAUCCAAUGAGAACUUACAAUAUAAUCUUAAAAGGAAUAGAUCAGAUUGAUUUCCCUAGAAGUAUUACCAGAAAUGCUCAGGCUCUGAUUAAAAGGCUUUGUAGGGACAAUCCCGCGGAACGUUUAGGAUAUCAAAAAGGAGGAAUUAGUGACAUCCAGAAACACAAAUGGUUUGAUGGAUUCAAUUGGGAGGGUCUCGUUACCCGGACUCUUACACCGCCCAUAAUACCAACUGUGCAAUGCGUAACGGAUACGUCUAACUUUGAUAACUAUCCUCGUGAUACGGACGACCCUCCACCGGAUGAUAUAUCUGGAUGGGACAAUAAUUUCUAGAUAUUACUUUUUCAAAUGAAUGUAGGCUUUUUUAAUUUUAUAAUUGAAUGGGACAUUUUUGGAAACAAGGCGUGUAUUCAAAAAGCUUUAUUAAUAAAACUGCAAAGCUUAAUGUUAUAAGAUUACAACUCCUUGCCCAAGGAAAACGUUUUGGAUAAUACCCAGUUUAUUACUUUUAUAAGAACAUGAAUCUUGACGUUAUGUCAUAUCUUAGGGAGUAUUUAUUGUCAGAACUUUUCUUUUUCCACAUUAUUUCACAUAAAAAAUAGACCGAGCUAUAUUGCUGUCGAAAACCUCUAUUAUCCAAAUACGUGUCUUCUUAAUAGAGCUUUUCAUUCACCGUCAUUUGUUUCGAGCUUCUGUCAUAUGUCGUAUAAUCCGUGUAUAUUAAUAUUAUACACACAUUAUACAACAUAUGACAGAAGCUUGAAACAAAUGACAAUCGAUGAAAAGCCCUAUUUUUAAUUAUAUUGUUUAUGGAUCGAAUAAAUUCGGGAUGCCUACUGACUGUCAAAUAUACCAACAACUUUAAGAUUUUAUCUGUCUGUGCAGAAAAAAAUAAUGACACACCAAUUGGAGUUAAGAGGACACAAUAUCCGCAGGACCUAAAAUUUUGCCUCUUUGAUUAUUUCUACAAGAGAUUUCUUGUCCUAUAUUUGACAAACCUUAAGUAAUCUAUUUUAUUUACGGUUGCAUAUCUCAAAUGUUAACAACAAGGAUCCGUUUUCCCAAAAGAUCCUGGCUUCAUUGAUAUUUACAACGAUUACUCUUGUUGUUUUCAGUAAAGAUACUAAGCUUAUUUUUGUUUCCAAGAAUGUGCCCCUGUUGAUAUUUUUAAAUGUUUGGUUCUCACCUAAGUGCCUUAGAAAAUGUAUUGUUUGUCAAGUUAAUAUUUUAAAAAUUUUAAACCUUUUAUUGUUAACUCUUUAAGAAAAGUAUAUAUUUGUAUUUAUGAAAAUAAGUGUCUAAAAUAUAUAUUUUUAUAUUGUAAAUUAUUUUGCAAUAAAGUGCCAAUAAUUUUAAGUAAUGUUAGUAUAUAAGGGGAUGUUUUUAGCUUGCUGUCAGCAAAGGGUUUAUAUUUUUCUUAUCAUUUACAAAGGUAUUGUGCCAUUAUUUCUUUUUUGUACAAAAAAGCAACAAAAA